Messenger RNA from Spirodela intermedia, 2867 nucleotides. Lineage: Eukaryota; Viridiplantae; Streptophyta; Magnoliopsida; Alismatales; Araceae. The record is from the annotation of a GenBank genome assembly.
AUGGCGUUGUGGAUGGAGGAGGGUUCCUGUCCGACGACGGAGCAAGAGAGAGCCGACUUGGACGCCAUCGCCGCUCUCAAGGAGUCUGCUGCGAUCGAGCUCAAGGUAGCGACAGAGCAUCGGCCCUUGUGGGUCGGUUCUUCCGGCGAGUCCACGCAGAUGGGCAUCUGAAGAGGAAAUAAGCAGCACGAAGGACCGGGCUGAUGAUCGGCUUCAUUUUCUCUCGAUUUUAGGAGCAAGGAAAUCAGUAUGUGAAGAUGGGAAGGAAGCACUACGCUGAUGCUGUGAACUGCUACACCAGAGCCAUUGACCAGAAGGUGCUGGGUGACGCCGAGACGUCCGUCCUCUUUGCCAACCGCGCCCACGUCAAUUUACUCCUGGGAAACUAUCGGCGUGCUGUCAAAGAUGCAGAGCAGGCAAUCCAGCUCUCCCCGGGCAACGUGAAGGUACAGCCGUCUGGGUUUACCUGAUUUAUUCUCAGUUUUUCUGGGUAAGAAUUGCCGCGAUACCGUUUUCAUCAAAUGGAACCUAUCAGUUUUUUGUAUGGUAAUACAGCUGCACUCGUAAGUUAUCAAGUCAUUGUUCUUCUCACGCGUAAGGACACCCACCCCCCUCCCCCCCCUUUGCGCAGAUCAUGUGACCAUGGAAAGUAAUUAUAUUGGAUGCCCUUAUGAAUAAUUAGAUCAACCGUAUGAAUAACUGUAUUGGAUGAUGCCCUUUAUGUAUUGUAUGAGAUCAACCCAUGUGAAUAACUGGUUCUUGAUGCCCUUUGUGAAUAGAUCAACCAUAUGGAUAACUGUUUCUGGAUGCCCCUUAUGAGUAACUAUACACCCUUAGACCAUAUGAAAUUUAACCUAGCUCAAUUGAAAUGAAAUUUCCAAGGGGGGAUCAAGCCCGAUCAGAAAACGUCCACCUCUAGAGGUUUGACCUCGUUGGACUGUGAAUUUAAAAUGUACAUAGACAAGUUAGGUAUCCAAAAGGUCAUGACAUUUCUGUUCAUCGGUGUUAACUUUCAUUAUUUCAUCCAUUUCUGAUGAAUUGCUGCCUGCAGUCUCAAUCCAUUCUGAUGAAAACUUUGAAACUGUUAAUUUUGAAGUAGGCACACUAUCGAGCGGCCAAAGCAGCCUUCUCCUUGGAUCUUCUAAGUGAGGCGGCAUCGUUCUGUAAAGGCGGCCUGGAUCAGUUCCCUGGUAAUGACGACUUAAGGAAGCUGGGACUACAAAUCGAUUCGCGAAGGCAAGGACUAGAAGACCACAGGUUUCAAGUCUCACAGGCCGUGUCUGCAGCUAAGGUAGGAUGGGAUAUGAUAUGCUCGUAGACAUAAUUCAGGGCUUUGCUCUCUUAUGAAUGAAAAUUGUGCAGGAUCUUUCUGCGGCAAUUGAGAGGAGAAAUCUGAAGCUUGGGAAGGCGAUGUUCCAAGAGCUGACUGGACUGAGAAAACCCAUUAUCGAUGAAAACAGUGUUCUUCACUGGCCGGUUCUUCUCCUCUACGCAGAAGUCAUGUCGAGUGAUUUCAUCGAAGACUUCUGCGAGACGGACGUUUUCUCAGAACAUCUUGACCUGAUAUCCUUUUCAUCAUGGGAUCUUUCCACGAGAUUAAUCGGAUGUGACGAUCUUCAUUGACAUGCCAACUUGGUCUCCUUAAUUUUUCAAACAUGUUUUCAGGAAGCUGCCAGUCAUUACCCUGGGACAGUGAAUCUGCGUAUAGCCGCGAGGCGGUUGAAUUGUACUAUCAGGUAUGACUAUCUUCCGAGGAAGUUUUCUAUUUACAGGUCAUGCUCUCCAUGCGCACCUGUUGCAGCCGACUUAAAUGCUGAAGCGAUCCUAAUUCUCACUCUCAAUGUUGGGCUUUCUCUUUCUAACAGUACGCAUCAUCCUCUAUGAAUCAAACAUGGAGAGCAUUCGUUUUGGUUUAUCCAUCUCUGAAUUCUGCAAGCUUUCUGCGAGUGAAGCGGUUUCUUUUGAAUAGCUGACUGACGACGAACCGUGUUAUCUGUUUUUUAUUUUUUUGAUACAAUAUGUUAUGACUCAGAUUAUUGGCUGCAGCUUCUACUAGCUUCUCCAGCCCUGAACCCACUGCCGCUGACUUUUUUUUUUUUCUUUCUCUCCACAUUUAUCCACUCAUCAGGCUGGCUAUGGGAUUCCCAUGUCAAAGAAGGAAAUUCUGAGGAAUCUUUUGGAGGGUACUGCGGGUGCUCUUGCAGACGACAUUUUCGGUGAAGAGGGCAGCUCAAUGCACACAGACGAACACAUAAAUAGUGAGUGAUUUUCACUCAUGCUGGGUAUCAAAGCCUUGAUUAUUUCUUUGCCUUCUCCAUUGCUUACUAGUGAGUCCCGCAAUACCACGCUUUCAGGAUUUAUGUGGGGGUAUAGUGAGAGGUUGCUUUCUGCGAAUUAUCUCAUGCUCAGUGGACACAAUUGAGGACGAAUGGAAUCCAGAUGCUUUAGAUAUUUAUCUUUAUUAUAGCAUCAUAAUAUUCCUUCUCCGCCUUGAUCUUUCCGGUGGGAUCUUCCAUCUUCAGAUUAUUAGUCAACUUCCAUCUAAUUUCCUCAGGUGGAGAUGCUGGCAAAUGGAUCAAGGUCAAUGAGAAGAAAAUGCUCAGAGAUAUUCUCUGCCGACCAGAUUACAUCAUCCCCGGGAUCCCAGGUGGGUGGCUUCCAUUUCAUCAGCAAAGAAGAUAUAUAUAUGGGGUCAUCCUAGUUAGGCCAUUUAUGGCGCAGAAAUUGAAAUUGACUGCCCAUUUCUCUUCCUAGAUUUUCUCCCUAACCCUAUAUCUUCUGUCCAUAUGUCUGCAGCGUUCUUUGUUGUUUCCAAGCGGUCUUCUUUCUACAAGGAGUUCAAGGCCGGAAAGUGGACCCCUCCGUGA